UUGAGGAACUAUUUGGUUAAUAAAGCAUUUCUUGUGAGCUAAUAUGGCAAUGUUCAUGUAUGUUUACAGGAUUUUCAUUUCUCUUUUGCUGAUUUUGGUCCAUUGUGAGGUGACUGUUGAACAGGCUACGCACGGCCCUCUACGCAAAAUCUGUACAUUAACUAGGCUUGAUAAAACUAUAGCAGAAAUACCUCCUCUUGCCAGAGAAGAUGAGGAUGUCAUCACUGAGCUGCUUCGGUGUAAUUCAACAGUAUUACCCCCAAGGUGUUUGAUAACUGGAAGUAAUUCCAAAGUUAUUUGCAAUUGUACCGUUGAGAAUCAUAAAAGAUGUCGAGUGGUGGAGAUAAAUUUCCCCGAUAGACGAAUAGAAGGUGGGAUCCCUCAGAACAUUGGAAACCUUAAAUAUUUGACUACUCUUAAUUUGGAUAGAAACAAGUUGAAUGGACCAAUUCCUGAAUCAUUUAAAGAUCUGACGCGACUAACGCACAUUUCUCUCUGUGAUAAUUCAUUAAACGGAACCAUUCCACUUUCCCUUGGUGAGAUGAAGUCUUUACAAAAAAUAUCUUUGUGCAAAAACUUCUUCAAUGAAACAAUUCCUCCAAAUUUGAAGUCUCUCAAAUCUUUAGAAUAUUUAGAUUUGAGCUAUAAUUUAUUAUCAGGGAACAUACCUGAGCUGGGAGGAAUUGGGACCCUCACCGAAUUGAACCUGGCGGAUAAUCAACUCUCGGGUAAACUCCCGGACAGUCUCACAAGUUUUGUGAAUCUUGAGGAGUUGCAGUUGCAGAACAAUGAAUUUGCUGGUGCCUUGCCGUUGAGCUUCCAUAGUUUGGUGAACCUGAAAACUUUCGAUGUGCGAGGGAACAACCUCAAUGGAACAAUCCCAGAUAUUUUUGGAGGGUGGGAAAAGCUGCUUAUCAUGAAUCUGAUGGGGAAUACUUUUUCUGCAUCAUUCCCUCCCACUUUCUCAGAGCUGAAGAAUCUACAACAACUGUAUAUCAGUGACUCAGUUGGAGAACAGUACUCAUUUCCAAAUUUAUCCACAAUAAAAUCUUUGACAACUUUGACAUUGAGGAAUUGCUCACUAAAAACCGGAAUCCCUGAUUGGAUAUGGAAAAUACCUCAACUAGAGUAUCUGGACUUGAGUUUCAAUAAUUUGUCUGGUGUAAUUCCAGAAACUGGUCCCAAAUCACUGAAAUUUAUAUUUCUAAGAAAAAAUAAACUCACUGGGACAAUUCCAGCUUGGGUCAAGGAUUAUCCAUACGCGGAUCUUUCUGAAAACCAUUUCAACUUAAGCCAAAUAAACAAGACAAAUCCUAACUUGAAUCUGUUCGCAUGCUGCUUCAAUGAAGCGGAAGAGGUUGCAAAGCAGGACCAAGUUGAUUUACAUUGUAAGAAUGGAGCUCAGUUAGAUGACCAUUUGUAUAUAAACUGCGGUGGUGAGUCUGUAUCAGUUAACGGAAAUGUCUAUGAAGCUGAUGUACAUGAAAAUGGUGGAUCAACUUUCUUCAUGAGUAAUAAUUCAAAUUGGGGCUAUAGUAGUAUGGGAACCUUCUUAUGGGCAAAACGUAACAGGUACACUCUAAAUGAUGUAUGCGAAGUUCAUACUGGUGAUGCCGAAUUGUAUGGAACAGCACGUUUAUCCUCAAUCUCUUUGAAAUAUUAUGGAUUUUGUUUGGUACCCGGUACGUACAAAGUGAUUCUUCACUUUGCUGAAAUAUCUAGUAGAAAAUAUAGACUUUCGCAUGGCAAAACAAGGCGAGUCUUUGAUGUAGAAAUCCAGGAAGAAAAGGUGCUGACAAACUUCAACAUAGAAGCAGAAGUAGAAGCACAAGCUGUGAAUGAGCCUAUAACAAGGGAAUAUUCCGCUGAAGUGCGUAACAAUCUACUCGAGAUUCACUUAUACUGGUCUGGAAAAGGGUCAAUCUUAUACCCAUCAGAUAACUAUGGGCCCCUUAUAUCUGCGAUUACAGUAACUCUAGAUCAAUCACAUCUGUCCCAUGGAGUGCUUGUUGGAAUUUCAGGAUCUGCAUUACUUUUUCUAAUAUUGUUCAUUGUUUUUUCCUGGAUGUACCAAGACAAAUUACGUCGGGAAGAACUUAUUGAAUUCUACCCUGGAGGGCUUUACAACUAUCAGAAAAUUAAAGCUGCCACAAAUAAUUUUCAUGAUGGCCGCCGGCUUGGUGAGGGAGGUUUUGGGACCGUCUACGAGGGCACUCUUUUGGAUGGGACUGCCAUUGCAGUUAAAAAGCUUUCGACAACAAAAGAAGGAAUGAACGAGUUUGUGGAAAAGAGUCGUACAAUUGCUGGCAUGAAACAUCCAAAUCUUGUAACACUAAUGGGAUGCUGUGCAGGAAAGAACCAACUUCUGCUUGUCUAUGAGUACAUUGGAACUAAAUCUCUUGAAGAUGCAUUAUUCGGUUCAGAGGAACUUAGAGUAAGCCUAGAUUGGCCAACAAGAUAUAGAAUUUGUCUUGGGCUAGCAGAAGGUUUAGCUUUUCUUCACGAGGGGUCCAAACUUGAAAUUAUACACGGGAAUAUUAGACCAGCGAACAUUCUUCUUGAUGAUGAUCUGAAUCCGAAGAUAUACGAUUUUGGAUUUGCAAAGCUUUAUCACAAGCAAAAGUCAGAAGGAACAAUGUCAUACACCGCGCCUGAAGUUAAAGAUCGCGCCUUAGAAGCCAGCGCGGAUGUGUAUAGCUUUGGAGUUGUCAUGCUUAUACUUGUCAGCGGAAUGAAAAUCAAGACCCCGAGGGCAGGUGGUGACACUGAAUACCUCGUUGAUGAGGCACAAAUAAAGAAUCGGAGGGGAACUCUAAUGGAAUUAGUCGAUCAAACUCUGAAUUACGACUGGGAAGAAGCAGAGAUGAUUCUAAGAUUAGCAAUCCAAUGUAUAGAUUCACCGCCAUUCAGACCAACGAUGUCUACAAUCGUGAAGAUUUUAAGGAAAGAACGUUCAAUCGAGACCAUUUUGAUCAAGCCCAAGGGUGAUUAACUACAACAUCUUGGCGAAAAAGGUUACAAAAUCAUGUCCUAGCUGAUUGUUCUGCUGAAAAAUACCACUCAGAUAUUGAGAAGUGAAGGACUAUCAUAUUUGCUUUAACAAUGUGCUUGAGUAGGGGCGGAGCUAGAAGGCAACUUACGAGUUCAGCUGAAUCAAGUAGUACGUCCGUACUAAAUCUUGCAUUAAUGUAUUUGUGUUGCAAUGUUUUCUAAAUAUGUGCAAAUCUUAAAUUAAGAGUUC
Molecule: messenger RNA, 3241 nt
Organism: Solanum verrucosum
Lineage: Eukaryota; Viridiplantae; Streptophyta; Magnoliopsida; Solanales; Solanaceae
Product: probable LRR receptor-like serine/threonine-protein kinase At1g53420
Exons: 26
Coding region: 44-2992 (982 amino acids)
Biological process (GO): protein phosphorylation
Molecular function (GO): protein kinase activity; ATP binding; protein binding
Source: RefSeq, a predicted model, not a curated record